This is a messenger RNA of Auanema sp. JU1783, 1308 nucleotides long. The record is from the annotation of a GenBank genome assembly. NCBI's taxonomy places the organism in Eukaryota, Metazoa, Nematoda, Chromadorea, Rhabditida, Rhabditidae.
AUGACAUCCAUUACUACAAUCACAUCCGUGGAUGAGACCCGAAAUUCCCAGGAGCAACUUGCUACUCGUGGAGCUUUUGCUUCCAUCACUUCGCGUAUUCUAAAAAUCUUUGGUAAGACAGAUAUGGAUUUCGACGAGAAACUGUCUCCUUCUGCGCAGGGUUAUGUAGCGGUGAAUCCCUGUGUAAUGGGGCCUUUCAGCAUUUUUUGUAAAUGUUCCGGAUUAAACUUGAAUAACUGUAAAUUACGGAAGUCUCGCAGUUGGCCUUUUUCAGUCAUCCAAGCGCUUUUCGCCGUUCUUCUGAUUGUAUUGUUCAGUAUAAAGUUCAUUUUUACGAUCACUGCUGAAUAUCCACCGUUAACAGCCAAAUGGGCCGCAGCAAACAUGGAAGUUGGCAUGUUUGGCUUCUCAAUAUGUUCAGCGAUAUGUGUUCUAUUGUGGACAAAGACCGGCUUUAUACAGUCAUUCGAAGAACAACUUGGACGUUUGAAAGCGUUAAGAUUUGCUCGCGAUGAUUCCAUUGAUACCUACCGUAAAGAUCACAUUCGAAUGGUAAUUUUCGGAGCAUUGUUCAUGAUCGGAUUCGUCUGCACUGCUUUCAAGCACAUUUUUUAUGAGACUAUGUUAUCAGAGAAAACACGAGGAUACCAUAUGAAUCUCUUCACCAUGUUUGGAAUUGAGCCGAUUGUUACUAUAUACAUGGGGAUAGCGUGUCUAGUAGCGCUAUCUAUAUACUAUUUGGUGCAUUUACAUCUGUUGAGGGAAAUCACCUAUUUCAAUGAAGAAUUACAAAAAGCUUCGAGAGCUCAACAGUUGAUGAUACCUGAAAUUUUCACUUCCUUUGCCAAACGUCAUUUGAGCAUUACUCUACUAAUAAAACACACAAACAUGCAUUUGGGCAAACUAACCGGAUUCGGGUCUAUAUUACUCUGUUUGCCAAUCGCUAACUCUGUCUUCAUUACAAUAAGUUAUAUCAAGCUAGUAUCACCCAUUUUCCUGAUUGAACUUUUCUCUUUCAACAUUUUUGGAAUGAUCUUGAUGGCCCAACUGCUUGGGGCACCUGGUAAAGUUCGUGAAGGCAUCGAUCAGACAAUUGGUAUUUUACUCGAUGAUGACACCAUUAUUUUGGCAACGGAUGAGAAGAUAAUCCAUACUUUCCGUAUGUUCUCAGAACGAUGUGCCAAAUGCACGCCAAUGACGGCAGGUACUUUUGUUAUCACCAACCAAUUGAUGAAAAGAGUCAUGCUGUUUGUUCCCAAUAUUGGUUGUUUCCUUGCUUUCUUACACAAACUCAUCAAUGAAGCGUAG